Molecule: messenger RNA, 1673 nt
Organism: Aspergillus piperis CBS 112811
Lineage: Eukaryota; Fungi; Ascomycota; Eurotiomycetes; Eurotiales; Aspergillaceae
Product: alpha-ketoacid dehydrogenase kinase family protein
Exons: 2
Coding region: 200-1618 (472 amino acids)
Biological process (GO): protein phosphorylation; regulation of glucose metabolic process
Cellular component (GO): mitochondrion
Molecular function (GO): pyruvate dehydrogenase (acetyl-transferring) kinase activity
Source: RefSeq, a predicted model, not a curated record
GUUAAUGUGGCUGGAGAGUGCAUGCAGAUAGCUUCGUCGCAUCACAAAUGGCUACAUUUCAUAUUCUUGGCAAAUAUUGAUGGAUGGGUGAGUCAACUGGCGAGUUCUGCGGCAGCACGUGAGACGGAUCCCCCACGGAGUCCGGCUUGUGAGGUCAUCGACUGCUGUGUCUUGCAAGUCGCUAUGGCCAACUUUGACGAUGGCGGUAAGACGAGCCCUGCAGACUGCGUCUCGGGGUGCUAGCCUUCGAUAUCAUUGUUUCUCAACCUUUCCAGCAAGGUCCUUUUCUUCGUCACCUCCCGUACAGACGACUACAUCCCCACGGCACGCGUUUGCUUACGGCGCCAAUGAUGAAGUUGCCCGUCUCGCCGCCAGUCGUCGCCGACCAUUGACUCUAGCAGAUCUGCUCAAACAUGGGCGUCCGCCCCUGUGCAAAGAUGCCCUCCUGGCCUCGGCCAACUUCACGCUCUCCCUUCUUCCGGCCCGCCUAGCGUCUCGUAUCGAGGCUCUCCGCAACCUCCCUUUCAUCGUUGUAUCGAAUCCGCAUGUCUCCAAGAUCUAUAACAACUACCUACACUCGCUCUCUACUCUCCUGCCAUAUCAGCAACGCCAGGUCACGACGCUAGAGGAGGAGAACCAAUUCGCUGAAGUACUUGCCGAUCUCGUGCAUACGCAUACGAACACCAUUCCCAUUCUUGCCCGCGGCUUUCUCGAAUGUCGCCGAUACAUCGAUCCCACUGAGGUAACUCGGUUCCUGGACACGCACCUGCGCGCCAGAAUCGGCACGCGGCUCAUAGCAGAACAACACUUGGCGCUGCACUUUGCCUCGCAGCCGGUCCGCGACGAUCCAUCUGAACAACAAGAGAGACCGAAGGAUGCUGCACCAUCAAAUUACAUCGGAGUCAUUGAUACCGCACUGCAACCCGCCCGCAUAGUCAAGUCAUGCGAGGACUUUGUGGGCGAGAUCUGCGAGCUGAAGUAUGGGGUCCGUCCGCGGUUGAACAUCGGUGGACAGCCGGACGCUUCUUUCGCACAUGUGCCGGUCCACGUGGAGUAUAUUCUUACCGAGUUGCUGAAAAAUGCUUUCCGGGCGGUUAUUGAGUCCGGGAAUGGGAAUGAGCCCAUUGAGGUGACCAUUGCGGCGGCACCUGAUGUUCCUGCCAGUCCGGUACAUGACCCGAAGGCGAAGGAGAAGUGGAGUCAUUCCGAUUCGGAUACUGGAUUUCACAUGGACACCGUGGUGGGAACGGCGGAUGCGAACGAGUCAAUCAAGUGUUGGUCGCCGUCGCAGCAGAGCAUCACGAUCCGCAUCCGAGACCGGGGUGGAGGUAUCCCUCCGGAGGUGCUGCCGAACAUCUGGUCCUACAGCUUCACUACCUUCUCUGACUAUGGUAUGAACGGGUCGGAGAAUGGCAGUAUGGACGCGCUAAACACGAUAUCCGGCAGCGGGGGUCAUUUGAGCAGCAUUGCCGGACUGGGGUAUGGACUGCCGCUGAGCCGGGCAUAUGCAGAGUAUUUUGGAGGGAGCAUCGCGGUGCAGAGCUUAUGGGGAUGGGGAACGGAUGUAUACUUGACGCUCCAGGGAGUAGCCAUGCCAUCUUGUGUACCGCAACAUUGAUAUAACACUAAUCUAACGAGGGCCGGAACCAAUCUAAUACCACUUACUAUCUUUC